AUUUGUGAUAAAAACCCUAUUUUUUAGACGUUCCCUUUCUUUUCUUCGUUUUUUGGCCCGGAAGGGACGACCUCUGCACUCCGUAACCGGCGUUCGUUUUCCAGAUGCCCUUCUAGGGUUCUCAAAGCUCUUAAUCUUUCAGAAUUCUCUUGUUUCAGUUCAUCUUGCAAAUACCCAUAUGACCAGGACCAGCAGAAAACGACGCCAUGGUUACCCACCUCCUCCCCCCUCUUCUUCUUCAAACCCAAAUCGCCAUAAACACCAACCCACCAAGAAACUCCACUCUUCCCCAAACCCAAUUCGGAAAAACCACAAUUCUUCAACCCCAAUUCAGAAAAACCACUUGUCCUCAACCCCAAUCCCUUUGCCCCUAAACCCAGUUCCCCAAACCCCCAUGCCUAAGCGCCCAACCUUUGCCUCAUACCUUGACACACCCAAUCUACCUCCCAAGAUCAGACUCCUCUGUGAAAUAGUGGCCAAUACCCACACUCUUUCUGUUGAGGAACGCCUGGCAGAGACUGGUGUUAGAGUGACCCAAGACGACGUUGAAGAGGUCCUCAAACUCUCUUACGCUUUUCCGGGUCCCGCCGUGAAGUUCUUUAGGUGGGCUGGUCACCAUCUCAAUGACUACCACAGCCCCUAUGCGUGGAACUUGGUUGUUGAUCUUCUGGGCAAGAAUUGCUUCUUUGAUGCGAUGUGGGACGCCAUAAAGUCCAUGAGAAAAGAAAGGUUACUCUCUUUGGCCACUUUUGCUUCUGUUUUUAGUAGUUAUGUAGUUGCCAAUCGUGUCCAGGAGGCUUUUAUGACUUUUGAGGUUAUGAGCGAAUAUGGAUGCCCUAGAGAUAUUGUGGCAUUGAAUUCCCUUUUGAGUGCAAUUUGUAGAGAUGGGAAGACUUCAGAUGCCGUUGAUUUUUUGCGUAUUGCUAAGGAUAAGAUUAAGCCAGACCCUGAUACGUAUGCGAUUUUGUUGGAGGGGUGGGAAAAUGAAGGCAAUGUAGCUUGUGCUAGGCAGGUUUUCUCUGAGAUGGUGAUUGAGAUUGGUUGGGACCCGAGCAAUGUGCCAGCUUAUGAUUCAUUCUUGAAUACUUUGCUUAAGGGGCCUGAUGGGAUCCGUGAAGCAGUGAAGUUCUUUGAGACCUUAAAAGAUAGGAGGUGUUAUCCGGGGGUCAAGUUUUUCAGAUUUGCGCUUGAUGAGUGUGUCAAGAAUAGCGAUUCUCGGGGAGCUGAGGCUCUUUGGCAGGCAAUGGUAGGGAUAAUUGGUUUCCAACCUGAUACAAAUAUGUGUAAUUUGAUGAUUUCUUUACAUUGUCGUGAAGGAAAUCCAGAUUUAGCAAAGAGAAUGUUGGAUGAUAUGGUGUACAAUGGGGCAUUUCCGAAUUCACAAACAUAUGACAUGUUGUUUAAGUCGUUGAUCAAGAAUAGGAAGUUGAAGGAGGCAUCGACUUUGUUUACUGAGAUGGUUAAAAAUGAGUGUGUUCCAGAGCAUGCUAAUUGUAAUAUGGCAGUAAGGACUUUCCUUGAUUUUGGGGAUCCUUAUUUUGCUAUAAAAGUUUGGAAGUGCAUGCUAGAGAAUUACCAUUCUGGCUUGGAGGAUACUGGGAAUUUGUUGGUUGUAGGGCUCGGCAAUCUGAAUAGGGUCCCAGAAGCAGUUAAGUACGCAGAGGAUAUGAUUGUAAGAGGAAUCAAAUUGGAAUUUUCCACAUUGUCAAAGCUGAAGCAGAACCUCGUCCAAGCAAGGAAGGAAUACUUGUAUGAUGAACUUUUUAGAAAGUGGAAAGCUCAAUAGGUAGGUUAGAAGUACUUAGAAUUAUACAUCUUUUUGACAGUUAGCCUUGUGUAUAACUUGCACAUUUUGUUCGCUGUGAAAACAAGUGAAACUGCAUAUUGUCAUAAA
Messenger RNA from Prunus avium (sweet cherry), 1894 nucleotides. RefSeq names its product pentatricopeptide repeat-containing protein At5g15010, mitochondrial. Gene Ontology annotation, molecular function: protein binding. Lineage: Eukaryota; Viridiplantae; Streptophyta; Magnoliopsida; Rosales; Rosaceae. The record is from RefSeq and is a predicted model, not a curated record.